Molecule: messenger RNA, 1634 nt
Organism: Mytilinidion resinicola
Lineage: Eukaryota; Fungi; Ascomycota; Dothideomycetes; Mytilinidiales; Mytilinidiaceae
Product: DUF500-domain-containing protein
Exons: 4
Coding region: 79-1329 (416 amino acids)
Biological process (GO): actin cortical patch localization; actin filament bundle assembly
Cellular component (GO): actin cortical patch
Molecular function (GO): phosphatidylinositol binding; actin filament binding
Source: RefSeq, a predicted model, not a curated record
CACCCCUCCCCCAUAUUCUUCCAGACACCACCGCUCGCGGCCAUCUACAUCCACAUAUCCGCUCUCACAACCUCCACCAUGCCUCUGGGACUCAACAACCCGCUUCCGUCUUCCAUGCGAAGCGAAUGCAGGAAGACUGGAAAGAUCCUCGCCUCCUUUGUCGACCCGCGACAAGCCUUUGGCCCUGACAAAAUUAUACCACCGCAGAUUCUCGCCAAUGCUAAGGGCCUCGCAAUCCUCACCGUAUUCAAAGCAGGCUUCCUCGGCACUGCACGAUUCGGAUCUGGUGUCGUCGUUGCCCGUCUUUCUGACGGGACCUGGUCCGCUCCCACCGCCAUCGGCACUGUAGGCGGUGGAUUCGGAGGUCAGAUCGGGUUCGAGUUAACAGAUUUUGUUUUCAUCCUCAACGAUGCCUCGGCCGUCAAGACAUUCGCGCAGGCUGGGUCUCUGACGCUGGGCGGGAAUGUCUCCAUUGCCGCAGGCCCGGUGGGCCGCAAUGCCGAAGCUGCGGGCGCGGCCAGCUUGAAGAGCGUCGCUGGCAUAUUCGCAUACUCGAAGACGAAGGGACUGUUCGCGGGUGUGUCACUUGAGGGCUCUGCCAUCAUCGAACGGCGAGACGCGAACGAGAAGCUAUACGGGAGACGAUGGACCGCGCGCGAGCUGCUCAGCGGACAGGUUCCCCCGCCGCCAGCAUCGGAGCCUCUCAUGCGAGUGCUCAAUUCGAGAGUCUUCGCGGGUGUGGCGGGCGCACAAAACGCGGACUCCAUGUACAACGACAUCCCUGUUUACGACGAAGCACACGAGGACGUGGUGUGGCAAGGAAGAAGAGGCUCCGCGUACGGCGAGGGCGUCCGCUCGAAUCGCACAGGUUCCGUAGGCCAGGACGAUGAGUAUGUCUACCGCGAUAGGCCAUCGCGCGCCAGCACAUGGGCAGAUGAUAUCUACGACCGAUCCCCGCCUUCGCAAGGCGUCAACCGUUCUUUCACGACACGUGCCAAUCCCAACGAGACUUUCGAUAGGCUUGAUAGCCGCGAAACCCGCAAUCGUAGCGGUUCUGGGUUCAGCGAUAACUAUACAUUCAACGACAAACCAAAGCCCGCCAGACCGACAGCGCCGAAGCCAGUCUUUGGCGUGAAGAAGGCGUCAAUGGGACCAGAUCAAGCAAUUGCAAAAUUCACAUUCGAGCCUGAUCAAGCAGGCGACCUAGGAUUCAAAAAGGGCGAGGUCAUUACAAUUCUGAAGCGGACGGACAACGAGACAGAUUGGUGGACUGGAAGGAUAGGAGAUCGUGAAGGGAUCUUCCCUAGCAAUUAUGUCGAAACUGUCUGAUCACCGAACUCCCACUGUCUCUACUCCACCCAUACCUAUCGAAUAUAUAUCCCUACAACCCAAUUGGAUACACGCGGCCCCCGACGGCCACUUUUGAAUAGCAAAGCGCGUUCGGAACGUCUCAAAUUGGGCAUAGCAAGGCGUUUUCGGAGGAAAUCUGCUCCCUUGAUGAGCUUGUUUUUUUCUUUGAUGCUCUGCGUGCAGCUUUGUCAUUGGAUUUGAGAUUUCGAGUACCCCCUGGUAGAUACGGUUAGUAUAGUGAUAGUCAUAGGAUAUUUAUAUCAAAACUUGUUCAUGAAGAGGUU